GACUCAGCCACCUUAUCCCUGGUAGCCUGACGGUGCCAGCUUUAGCCUGGCCAAGUUUCCCACAUCUUCCUUGCCCCACUGCUUUCCAUCAUGGCCAUCUCAAGGGACCUACUGUCUCAGGAGAGUAGGACUUGGGGAAAUGCCCAGUGACAUAAACACCCAUCAGACAGCUAUUUCCCCCACCCUCAGUCCAUGUCUCACCUCUGAUGUAACAAUAAUCCUUAAUAUUAUUGGGGUUUUUUUUAAGGUUAAUUGGCAGGUUACAAUAUGGGGGCUGGGGUUUCCUCUCCUUGCAAAACACAGGCAGAUCUGCUUGGGUGGUCUAGCUGAUAGUGUGGGAUGACCUCUGGAAGGGAUUUGGGGGACAGACCUUGGUCUUUUGAGCCAGGGCUGUUGGAGAUCACAGGGACCUGGGGUCAGAUUGGGGUCCUGACAGUGAGCACUGUUGGGUGUGCUGGUGCUGUUUCAAGGAGGGGAGGGAGGUGACCUUGGAGUGGUGGCUGAUGGGGCAGUGGGUGACCUGUGUCAUAAAAGAGCUGGGUAUGCACAGCUUGGUGUUUAUCUCCUUCUUCCACCACAGCACCUGGAUGUGAGGCAGCAUCAGGUCUUUGGGGGUUGAGUUAAAUACAGGUUUGACAUUACAAAAAAAAUACAACAAAACAUGGUAAUUGUUGGAGGUGCCUAAAAAAGGUUGGCAACAUGAACUCAUAUCUGGCUGGGGACAGGGGUAUAAUUUUGUCCCGGGUCAAAAGGAAAAUACAUCCCACAGUAGCUGUGGCAGGGGUCAGGCAGGGAAGAAGAGGGAAAACAUCUGCCAAAGGUGUGAGUGAGAGUAAACGACUCAGUGGUGACCACCUCGAGACCGAGGGGCCAUGGGGAAAGCAGUGGGACCUCCCUGUUUAGGGGGCAGGAGGAAGAUGCUCAUCACACAUGGCACCUUGCAGUCCUCACAGGGCAGAUACACAUAGUCUUCUGGCUGGUGAUGAUGGGGGGAGAAGGUAGGAGAUUUUGGAGAAUGAAAUUAAGCUGGCACCCACAAGAGCAGACUGACAAAUCUGGUUUCACAAGGUGCUCUGUCCAGCCACAGUGGUGGCACAGCACAAGGCAUGCUUUCUGGAUGCUGUUGUCUACAGUUGGUACAUCCCGGGCAAAUUCAGAUAACUCGCCAUUUACAGAGCCCUGACUCAAUCAUUAUUGCUCAAGUUUCCUUCAAUCACUUAUUUUGCAGUGCCACCAUCUCCUGUGAAUCCCUGUAAACCUGCAGUGUGCCCAUGUUCCCUGGGCACUACACUCACCUCUGAGAAUUUGGGAUCCUGUGCCAAGGGGCCAUUGCAGGUGACUGUGGGGAGAGCCCAGCUGGCAGAGCAGAGAUGCAUUGCCUGCUUCAAAGCAACCUGCUUGCACAUGCAGCAGAGGGGGGGUGUUGUGGGCACAGAAGAUUUAGCUGUGGGCUAAAUACAGGGAAGGAAGCUGCCUUCCUUCUGCCCGUGCUGGGGCAGAAGGAAAAGCCAGGUAUGUGGCUGGGGCAUACUGGUCCUGUCCUACUCCACAUGGGCAGAGAGCUGUGGUCGCACUGUCACCUCUGGAGGUUUGCAAACUCCCUCUUGUAGUACCUGUGAGUGAGGAGGGUCCAUCUGUGCUGCUGCCUCAUGGUGCUGUUUGGAGUAGGUGGUCCAUGCUACCACCAAGAAUCCCUGGGGUAUAUGUAGCGUGUGUAUAUGUGUUCAUAUCUAUAGAAUUGCCUAUACAUGCCCAUACACAUGUGCACAUGUUGUUGCCUGUGUUUUCCAGAGCAGAGGUUUCAUCUCCCCUCUGUCCAGUAGCUGGAAGGAGAGCUGGGAUGUUACACUCCCUCCUUGCAGGGGAUGAGAUGCUCCAUAUCCACCUCCAUUUAGUAUUUCCCUUCUCCCUUGCCUGAGUGGGCAAGAAAAUAGACAAAGUCCUUUCCUUCCAGCAUGGUUUUGUGCUCCUGCCCCAAUGUACAGGAGAAGGCUGAGACCUGGCAAGGGAAUCAUCCCCUGUGGGUUUCAACACCCUGGCCCAUGACACAGGGCUAACACCAUUCCCAAGUGCACUGGUUAGGAGGAUGCCAUCUCUGGGACAGGGUCCAGUGCUUGGCGUGGGUGACGCCGUAGUUGUUUGUGUGUGUCAUGGCGGGAAGUGUGUGAAUGGAAUAAAUUUAGCAGUCAAAACACAGGGUCAGUGCAGUCAGUCAUUAACUGCCAGCCCGUCUCGUCAUCCUGCAACCACAGGGAGCUUUUUUAGGGCCGACGUCCUGGCGGAGGGCAGAGGAAGCGUGGGAGGCCAGUUCCCGGUGACAUCUCCACGCGUGGCAGCGCUGCCCGCUGGUGCCAUUGGCUGCCCCCUGCCCGGGGCUGACACUGGCCAGCGGUUAAAUGCCUGCAUGACCACGCUGGGGCACACAGCCCAGAGCAUCCCAACACAGGCAGCUGGCUCAUCCCAUCCCCAGCACCGGAGGAGACGUGGACUCGCACUACACCUUAAGCCACAGGGACCACAGGUGACAUGAGGGUGGCUACAUUCCUGGUGCUGCUCCUCUGGGCCGUGGCCAGCGCUCACCCCGUGCCUGGCCAUGAGUCCACCCAUCCCAGCGCCCAGCAGGAGGACACAGCAAAUGAAGAGCACGUCAACAAGCUGGGCAACCUCCUAAAUGGUGGAGAUGGCAGACAUCCUCCUGUUGGUGUGGAGAGGGGGGACAAUGCCCUUGCCGGGGACCUGAUGGGUGGGAAUGCUGUGGAUGAGGAGCUCGGUGAGCACAGUGGCCGAGACAAGGGAGACCGAGUUGGGCAGGCUCAGCACGUGAAUCAGGUGGAUCACGAGGAUGCAAGUGCCCGCAAUGGGAACGACCUUGGUUUCCUGGAGGGGGAUGCACGUGAUACUGAUGAUGGUGACAACGGAGACCAUUACGGCACUGGAGCCAAUGGGCUUCCCUCCCACGCCGGCGGGUUCCUGGAUGAGGAGGAUGACAGUGGGGAUGACACCUUUGAUGGGAAUGGGGAAGAGGAGAGGGGAGAAGGUCCUACUUACGUGGCUGGUGCCGAUGGGGCGGGUGAACCCGACCGUGAUGCUGGUCGUGGGGAUGCCGGGGCUGGCAGAGGGCAUGGCGACAGCAGCAGCAGCAGCAGCAGUGAGAGCACUGGGGCAGACCACCGGCGGUACAGGAACUACAUGGGCAGCUGGUAUGAGCGGAGCUACAGGCAGGGAGGGGCCAGCAGCAGCAGCCAGGAGGAGGAGAGCUAUGACUUUGAGGACGGAGCCAUGCAAGGUGACGACCCCUCUGCCUUUGACAGCUGGGGCAGCAGCUACAGGGUGCGCCAUGCUGGCCGCCGUGCCCUGGGGAACAGCCGAGAGGGCGUCCAGGGGGUUGGCUCCCACCACUGGGAGGAGGGUGACAGCAGGUCCCCAGAGGUGGAGGAUGCUGACUCUGGAGAAGACAGCCCAUCCAUGGAAGACAACAGUCAGUCAGAAGAGCCUGUUGACAGUGAAUCAGAGGAUAAAAGCCCCAGCCGCUCUAGGGAGGAUGGGGAUGAGGAGGACAGCCCCUCCAGCGAGGAUGAGGACAGCAGAUCCAGGGAAGGCACUGAUGACCAGUCAGAUGAAGAACCACAGGAGUUCCCAGAUGUAGUGAGCACAUUGAACGAGCAUAGCAACAGCCAGACCUGGGAAGGGCAAGAGGACUGGGAGUCUGCUGAGGACAGGAGUGUGCCAUCCAUGCCUGACAGCGAGUCUGAAGAAGAAGAGGGUGACCAGAGCAAGUCCAGGGAAGAUGAUGAGGACCAGACCCAGUCCAUAGAGGACACUGUGGAGGAGUCACGGGAGGACGAGAAUGACUCUGACUCUGCGCCAAGCACAUCAGGCGAGAGCCAGAGUGCAUCCCCAGAGGAUGACAGCAGCCCAGAGGACAACACUGGUGAGGACAGCAGGUCCCCAGAGAGUGACAACAGUGAGUCCCAGGAGGAGGAUGGCAAUGAGGAGAGCCACUCCCAGGAGGAUGCCACCCACGAGACCAGCAGCCAUGAGGAUGACAGCUCGCUGCAGAGCCUGGAGAGUGGGAUUCGCAAGCGGCGGCUGGGCGCUCUCCGCCGCAAACCUGCUGCUGACUAUGAUGACAAUGACUGCCAGGAUGGGUACUGAUAUGUGCCCCACAGCCUCAUUGGUGUGGGGGGGGUUGGGGGAGGAGGGGUUUAAUUUAUUUGCCAUAUAGCCUGGUUGACUUCUUCUCAAGAAGAUGCUGUGGUUAAAAUGGAGUCAGGUUCGCCAGAGCUAGACCUGGGCACACUGCACAGGGUGUGAAGAGGUAGGUGAUGCCAGGCACAGGGAAAAUGCCAAACCACAGCAAGAAAUGGCAUUUUCUGAACAGCUGUGAAUGCCAGCAGGGUGAUGCUGCCCACUUGUCCCAAGGGCACAGUGGUGGCUUGGCACUCCUGGGCAUGUUGGGCAGAAAGGUCCCUGUGUUCACCCCUUAUAUUUACCUACUAUGGCCCUAAAAACCUCUGCCAAGACUCCAGCUGGAGCUUUCUGUUAGCUCCAUGUCCUGCACAUAAAAAGGAAAAGCUACAGCUGGUAGGCAUAUGUGGUUCAUGGGUGCAGGAGGGUGUGAAGUACCACUUCAGGAUGGGAUGUAUGUAAUAUUUUGUAAGAAAUGUACAGAAAACAUUAUAUUGUACCCUUUUUGCACUUGUAUUUCAAAGCCGAAAUGUACCCUGUUGAUUUCUUUAAUUACCAUUAAAACCACCAAACUCCA
Messenger RNA from Pseudopipra pipra, 4765 nucleotides. Its product is annotated as dentin matrix acidic phosphoprotein 1-like. The coding region runs from base 2527 to 4155 and encodes 542 amino acids. Gene Ontology annotation, biological process: extracellular matrix organization; ossification. Gene Ontology annotation, molecular function: extracellular matrix binding. NCBI's taxonomy places the organism in Eukaryota, Metazoa, Chordata, Aves, Passeriformes, Pipridae. The record is from RefSeq and is a predicted model, not a curated record. Gene Ontology annotation, cellular component: extracellular matrix. The transcript has 5 exons.